Molecule: messenger RNA, 300 nt
Organism: Sclerotinia sclerotiorum 1980 UF-70
Lineage: Eukaryota; Fungi; Ascomycota; Leotiomycetes; Helotiales; Sclerotiniaceae
Exons: 2
Coding region: 1-300 (99 amino acids)
Source: RefSeq, a predicted model, not a curated record
AUGUCUGGACGUUAUCUUCGGAAAUCCCGAUAUAAUGUUUCUAUGGCUCGUGAAGUAAUGGUAUCAUUGAUGGCAUGGAGCUUUAUAGCCAGCAGUUUUUUGAGCUCGCCGACGAAACUCCUAUCACAGUUUUCUUCUAGGGUCUUGACCUUCUACUCCCACUCAUUCCGCGAUCUCAAGAAUGAUGUUGUAUCACAAAUAUCAUCGAGACUCGGUGUUUCCGAGAUGAUAGGGGGCACGUUAGCUCGAAAACAUGAUGCACCAUCACCUAGCCAAGUACAAAUAGUUCAUUUCCGCUAG